AUGCCUCGAGGAUGUCCCAACGACUGCAGCAAUCGAGGAAUUUGCUCUCAGGGUGUUUGUGACUGUCUAAACGGUCUAACUGGCAAGGAUUGCUCUACCAUUGAUAAUGUACCAAUCUGCAGUGGACACGGUGAAUAUCGUCAAGGCAAGUGUCAUUGUUUCCCCGAGUGGAAAGGACUCGAAUGCGAGACUCUCUGGUCCGAAUGCCAAGAUCCAACAUGUUCUGGUCAUGGGAGGUGUGUAACUGGAGAAUGUAUGUGCUUCGACGGCUAUGGCGGAGACAGCUGUCAGUUCAAGUCCUGUUCUUCACAAAAUUGCACUGGAAAUGGUGUCUGUGUUGACGGUGUUUGUCGAUGCUUCUCUGGCUGGGGCGGUGAUGCCUGUGACCAACAAGUGGCAUCUGAGUUCCCAGUUGGUGGUAUCGAAUUCCCCAACCAAUCCCAACAGAAAGACGACUCCGCUAAACAACCAUCACCAGAUGCCUCCUGUUCAUUCAACGGUUAUCGUGAUUCCAAUGGAAAUUGUCGAUGUUUCCGUGGAUUCGAAGGACCUAUUUGCGAGAAAGAUGCCACUUGUGCUAGCCGAUGCGUCCACGGCGUGUGCACUGGGGAUAGACGUAAACUCCUGUCCGGUGGACCGGAUCUUCCAGACUUGUUGCCUAUUGGGACAGCGCUCAUCGAUCCAGCCAUCUGCUAUUGCGAUGAUGGAUGGAGGGGCAUCAAUUGUGAUGUGCCAACUUGCAAUUCAAAGUGUCUACUCAAUGGUCAGUGCAUUAAUGACACUUGCGUUUGCAAUCGAGGUUGGUCUGGCGCUAGUUGCAACCUCAAAUUCCCUACGUGUGCGUCUUAA
Messenger RNA from Rodentolepis nana, 849 nucleotides. NCBI's taxonomy places the organism in Eukaryota, Metazoa, Platyhelminthes, Cestoda, Cyclophyllidea, Hymenolepididae. The record is from the annotation of a GenBank genome assembly.